Messenger RNA from Zonotrichia albicollis (white-throated sparrow), 6174 nucleotides. Lineage: Eukaryota; Metazoa; Chordata; Aves; Passeriformes; Passerellidae. The record is from RefSeq and is a predicted model, not a curated record.
GUGUACAACGUCCACUAUACUAUGAGCAUUAAUGGAAAAGUACAAGAUGGAUCAAUGGAAAUAGAUGCUGGAAACAACUUAGAGACAUUCAAAACAGGAAGUGGGAGUGAAGAGGCAGUUGAAGUCCACGAUUUUCAGAUCGGCAUAACUGGGAUCCGUUUUGCUGAAGGAGAAAAGUGUUACAUCAAAGCUCAGCCAAAAGCUCACAUCCCUGAAGUUGAUGCUAUGGCUAAAGCGAGCCUCUCAUCUGAGCUGGAAGAUGAAAUCAUGCCUGUGAGAUUUGACAAAAACUCCCUUAUCUGGGUGGCUGCAGAUGAGCCUAUCAAGCAUAACAGCUUCCUAAGCCCCAAAAUUCUAGAGCUUUGCAGGGAUCUUCCAAUUUUCUGGCUGCGACCAACAUAUCCCAAAGAUAACCAGAGGAGACAAAUGAAGAGAAACAAGCGCCAGCCAGAACCAAACUUUGAUGAGGAAGACUUGGAAGCUGCUUCUGAAGAAGUAAACCCCAGGUCACACACCGUGCAGCUGACUCAAGAGCUUGGCCACCAGGCUAACGAAACCAGGCCGAUGGCACAAGAAACUGAUCAAACAUUUAAUCCAGACAACCCAUACAAUCAGCUGGAAGGUGAAGGGAUGGCCUUUGACCCCAUGCUGGAUCACCUGGGCGUGUGCUGCAUCGAGUGCCGGCGGAGUUACACGCAGUGCCAGCGGAUCUGCGAGCCCCUCCUGGGCUUCCAGCCGUGGCCCUACAACUACCAGGGCUGCCGCAGCGCCUGCCGCCUCAUCAUGCCCUGCAGCUGGUGGGUCGCGCGCAUCAUGGGCGUCGUGUGAGCAAAUCCCUGCUCCAAAACAAAACAAACUCAAUGGAGCCUUGACAAAAUGAGCAGGAAUACAAUGAACUGGUAAAAGACUAAAGCCAAAGCAGCGGUACCGAUCCUGCCUUACAAAAUCAGAGCCUGUUUUUCUGCACCAAAAGCAAGGUCAGAUAUUCCAGCUGCAAAUUAAAUGCUCAAGUUAAUAUUUCAUUAGCUUUACAAGAGGCAAGGGUAUAAUAGCACUUGCUGAAUUAAAAAACUGAGACUUCCCCAAAAAAGACAACAUUAAACUUUGCUCAAAAUUGGUUUAGCAGCCCAGAAGCUUCCCCAUACAUCUAAAUUCAGCCUUUCAAAACAAACGCCUCUCUUUCCAAGCUAUAUGUGAAAAUUUACACCCAAUUAAGCAACUAGCUCAACUUGUACACUUGGGAGUGCCUUUAAUCCAUGUAGCUUACUUAAAUAAAUCACAACUUAAGUUGCUCCCUGUUGCUAUUCAGAGUUGCCAGGUCAUUAUGAAUGGUUAUAAACCAAUUACAGCAUACCUUUCCCACAAAGCUGCUCCAGGGCACACGGGAAAGCGCACAUUGUGCUAAAUCGGAAACAAACAGCAGGAAAAAGGGCUGUGGAAGGGGAUGUGAGUGGCCGCAGAAUCAAAACCCUUCGCACAUCCCAACUUCAAAGAAGCCCCAGCAUCAAGAAUCCUGUAUCCAUGAUACCACUGGAGUGUCUAACAAGUAUCUGCUAUCCAGCUACUACAGCAAAAGUAUUUACAUGCAGUUACAGAUCAAGGAGUCUCAAGACCGUUCAGAAUGUACAACAGCCACUGUUAUUUAUAAAUCCUUGAACUAGACACUUUUGACACAAGAUUACAACCCUUCUUUAUUUCACAUGGAUAGCAGCCAUUCACACCAGUUCCUUUAGUUUUGCUGAAGCUCACAUCCCUUCCCCACAAGAGAAACUGUUUACCAGAAGGGAGGGGGAAAAAAGAAAAGCCUUUUUUUUUUCCCUCUCCUUUCUCACCUCACCCUUUUUGCUAAGGCAAACUCAGCAAUUAUUGGGAUUGAUCCCAUUACACAUUAAAUCUCUAAGGAAGGUACUAAGCUGAAACACUCAAAGGUGGAACAAUUUAGUAUUUCUAGCCUUGAAAAACAAAAUUAGUGGUAUUACACUGCCUUUAUCCAUAUUAUGUAUCUUGAACCCUACCUUCAAGUUUAUGGAGCCAUCUACAUGAUCUUUAUUUACAAAAUGGUUCAGCUUUUCCUAUAGUCUGCUUUCUGGAGCAUUCAUUUUUGUGACUAAACAGCUCUUGAGAUGUUGCAAACCCAGUAAUGUUAUUAACACUGCGUGACACACAGAAAAAGAGGAAUUAAUUUGACAUAAUCGUGGCUUAAAGAAAAUAAAGACAACCUCAUGUGGAAUGCUAAACUGCAUAACUGAAAAGCAAAGUGUUAAAUGAGAAUAAGAUGAAAGCAGAAUUCAGUAUUUUGUUCUAUUGUAGCUUUUUAGUAUAAACUUCACCUUCCCUUAAUCUGAAGGACAGACUUGCUUUGAAAUAUUUAAAUUAUAAACUUCUUAAAGUGGGAUUUCAAGGCCUGUUAAAUUUGAGUUUCUGCUUUUUAAACUGAAAAUGACCUUGAUCAUUAUGUUGUUUUAGAAGUACAUCUAUCAUAUGCUUAGAAAAGUCAGUUUUCCUUUUUUUUUUUACUGCAGAUUAAACAAACACAUUAAAAAAACCCCAGUUGCUUUCUGUGCCUUUUUCAGUGUAGAAGGUGUAACAAUUCUUUCACAUACUCAUUAAAGAAUUGUCUGAGGAGAAGAAGGGCAUCAGCAAGUGAAACACUGGAGGCAAAGAGAGAGAAAUGUGAUUGUGUGUAUGUCUGAACUAGACUGUUGCUCUCUUUUGCAUCUUGAGGCAACCUGUCAUCUGCUUCUCUCUGUGUCCCCCAGUAAAACAGCCUCCUUCUGAAGACACAAAACCAACUUUCUGGUAGGUGAUUUCCAUGUCUACACAUACUUAACAGAAUUAAUUUUUAACAAAAGCUUGUAAUCAUUUGCUUUCUACAGGCAGUCACAAAGCAUGUAAGAAGUAAAAACAGCAUCCUGCUCAUGCAUAUAGAGCUGUCACAUAUGGCAUGUACAUCUCAAGAACAUGUCUGUGCACACCAUGCCACAAAAGCCACAGUGACCAUAACAUUUAUCCAUUUCCAAGAGGUAGGAAACAAAAUGUCUCCUCCGACUCAAGCUUCUAGUGAAGAAAUUCCUAUUUACAUUCAUAUUGGAUUUAAAGAGAGAAAAGUAAAGACCUCAUGCUGCAGCAAGGUUGGAAAAAACCAAUCUUCCCGUCAAAAUCUGAUUUUGAAGGAAAAGUUCUGAGACAACGCAGGGAUAGCAGUAAAACCAAAAAGCCAUCAGUGUGAAAAGAUGUUGUGAUAUUCCCUGUGGUUGUGGCUGAGACUCCAGUUCUAACCAUCCACAGUGCUCCUUUCACUACUGUACACUAUUUAGUGCCAGUAAAGUAGUAAGUUUCUCACUGCCAUUACAAAUGUCUUACCUUGGCACACUCAAGAGGUUACAACAUAUCACCAUUUGGGGAAAUACGGAGCAGGGUGUUCCUUGAACCUGACCCUGGGCCAGCAGAAAACAGCUAGGCCAAAGUUUAGGGAAAGAGAAGAGGAAUGAGUUUGUCAUCAACAGUGUCUCCCACCACAGGUGGGUGUGUUUGUCACAGCACUGCAGUUCCACUAUCCUUAAAACUUAAUUACCCAUGUGAUUCUACUAGGAGGAUUAGAAUGGCAGAGCAGAUUAGAGCAGAAAAAGGGGAUAAAUUCAGGCUGGUGAAAAAGAGAUGGAAAACAGGAAGCAUAUGGUUAAAUAGAUGGAAAGCCAGUGAUGAGAAGGCAGGAGGAAUCUUUUUACUAAAUCUACAGUUUCCUUUCUCCCCACUUAAAACAAAAGAGGCCUUUGUCCUUUUUCAUACAGGAAUCACCCUCCACUUGUAUCUACAUUGAAAAAGCAAAAAGCAGCUGGGAGCCAUGGGGUGAUGUGGCUUCUACCUCCCAUGUAACACUUCACCCCUACUGCAUCACAAAAAAAUUCCAAGAAAGUUUCACUGAAGAACAGACUAAGCACUUGUUCCAUGCAGUGUGGGGGGAAAAAAAAAAAGUAGCGAAGCAUAAAACUACAGCUGGCAAUGAACUGAUUGCUGAUUGACAUGUCUGGGUGGAGAGAAUCUCUGCUCAGAAAGGGCAAAAGAGAGACUGAACCAGGAGCACCAUCUUCUGCUUCUGAGAGGCUCAGCUGGCCUUUUACAAAUACACAUCUACAAACUGGUCUUCCACCAGCACAUAUAUCAAAGAUGAGAGAGGCAGCCUUAAGCUGCAGCAGGCAUCUUCCCCAAGAGCAGGAGCAGAGAGCAAUCCCAUCUGUGGUAUUAAAUGGGCACUGUAACAUCUUGCUGUCCUCUUCCAGUAUUUCCAUCAGUACACAGAUCACUGAGGUCAUCACAUCACUUCAGAGCACUGAGGUGACACUGCCUUGGCCUUCCAGACAGCACUAUGUACAGAUGACCAAAAGGCUUGGGGAAAAAACCCUCAAGUAAUUUGAAUGCAAUUAAAACAUCAUCCAUUCUGCCCUUGCAGGCAGUUCCCUUCCUCCAGCCAACUCAUUAUCAGUGCUGCUACAUAUUCCACUCACCCUCUCCAGUCCCAAAGGAAAUUCCCUUUGUCACUGGUUUGUUUAUCAGAACCUCUAUUCAACGCCCAAGCUACUUGCUAGCAUGCUCGUGACCUACAGCUUCUGGUACCAUUUUGUGUGUGUGUGUUUUGACAGGAACAAAACACUCUGUUCAUGAAGUUUAUGAAGCACCUUCCCCCCCAGCUUUCUAAGGAAAUUUUGCCUACUGAUUUAUUCCAAUCCCCUCCAAACAAAAAACCCAAUACCUCUUCCCCCGCCCCACACACACUUCCCUCAACCUAUAAGGCAACAAGACAUGCCAUUAUUGAUUAACCUUAACUUGAAGGAGGAACACACACAGAUUAUCUGCUGGUGCUCAGAAACAUGCUGGAAUUAUGUCUAGACCUGCAAACUUGGUUUACAGGAUUGAGAUGGACAGAGAGCUCUACCACUUGAUUGCUACAAGUUUUAGCCUGAAGCUAAAGCAUUAUAUUUGCAUUACAUAUGCCUCAAGAGUACGUAAGUAGCAAUGCAUUUAAUUUUACUUUUUGCCUUAAGCUAAGUGAAUUGAAUCUCAAAGCAGUGAAACAGUACCCACUUAAUACAAGAAUAUAUUGUGUUUAUCUGACAUAAUGCUCCCAUGGUCUUUCAGUAAGCAAAGACAAAGAACCUCUGCUACAUUCUCUUCAGUAAGUAAGAGCAACUUGAUUGGCAGAAAACAUCUUCAAAUUAUUUUUAAAUUUCUAUUUAAGAGAUGUUUACCUAGGCUUUUCCCCACAGCAAGCCUUUUCUAAGCUCUGUUAAGUACUCUGAAUGACAUUUAUAAAGCAAGGCUGGCCAAGAGACAAGAACCCAAUUUUGUGACAGAGUGAAGCACUCAGACAUUUGUCUUCCUUCUACAUUAAAAAGCAAGAAAUGCUUUCGCGCAUAAAUAAAAAGCAGCAAAGCACUUAUCUGGGAGAGUGGAGUUCCAAGUACCUAUUCCAAAUCAAAUCACUCCAAUGUUAGCAUCCCAUAUGGAUGGGCAAAUGCUCUACAUAUCGAGCAACUAGCUACUCAGAAUUCUCUGAAGGUCAAGAAAAGCCUCACACCAAAGCUAAAAAUUCUUCUCUGAAACAUGUCCGAAGUUCAUGCUUUGAGAAACUUCCAAGAAGCAGACAUUGUUCAGUAAAUGUCAAGAGGUAAGGCACACAAAACCCUUCCUAAAUCCCAUCCAACUCUGUUCAUUGCAUUCGAAGACCAGGGUAACAUUGGGUUCUGAAGGUUACCAAAUUUGAACUUUGGAAAACAUCUAUCAAUUCUGAAGCCAGAAGUGAGGGAAAAGAAAUCACUGCCCAGUCUGCACUGCAUCAUCAUGAUCUCAGUGCAUCAAGAAACUGCAAUUAUGUCAAGACUUGUAGUCAUAGUCUACAUCCAAAAAAUCCUUCUCUUUUUAACAUUUGUAAGAUUUUAAAGCCUCGGUAUCUCUCUACUGCACAAGCACAGUAACAGUAGUGGGGAAAAGCCACUGUACUUUCCCAGCAUCACUGCAAAAUCUCAGCAGGAACAGAACAGAUCCUUCCUUCCUCCUCUUUAAUUUUCAAUCAUCAUUUAAUACCUAACAGCUGCAGACUUCACUCAUGCUAUUAAAACACCUGUUCUAACAGCCUUUCUAUUUUACCAAGCUCAUCCAGUUGACACUGUAGGAAAA